AUGUCACCGACAAAGUGCAAGAAAUCAUAUGGUCGUUGGUCACCUCCAGGCNAAGUACAAGAAAUCAUAUGGUCGUUGGUCACCUCCAGGCCUAACAACAGGUUCAGUGGGUACGACGAUGCUGGUGAUUGGAUCCAAAUGGACUUGGUGAAGAACCGACUUUCAGGUCGAAGAAAUUCAUUACGUCUUUAUUUGGAUGAGCGCAGACUGCUCAGAAAUUGCAUACUCAAUCCGAUUGAUGUUGGUAAACCUGUUCCUCCGGAACCGGAUUCAUUCUCUUUAACAAGACUGAACAUUACAGUUCACGAAUUCAACAUAUAUUCUGUCAAAUCUAUCCUGUUGGCUUGCCGCCUGUUCCAUGAAGCCAAAUCCGCGCGACGGACUACCCAAAGGGGAAAACGUUGGUUAUCCGAGCUGGGGUCCGUUAUCAGUGAUACAUUGUUUGGCCUUGUCGGCACGCCGAAUACAAAUCACUGUGGUCCAAAACGAAUCGCACUGCUGAUCAGCCGCUCACGGCAGAACGGUCAAAUUUUCAACUCGUUAGCCGAAAGAUUGCAUGUUCGAAACUCUCAAACGGAGUUUGAUGAAAUGCGUACUGCCGACAAUUUUGAAAGGAAACGCGAGGGCUGGGAUACUGUCAGGUUACCCAAGCCUAGAGAGGGGAAGUCGGGAGGCAGAAGUUACGUUCGAACCACGAACCUUUCGGUCAACACUGAUGAAGACAGAAAUAAGCCUUUGGGGCCUGAAAAGCAAACGGACAUCUGUUGUCGCUAUCACGACAGGUGCUCUUAUGUCAUUAAAUCGGGGGAAACCAAAUGGGGAAUCACAAACGAUAUGAAGUCCGCAAUGUCCCACUGUUCCUGCGAUAAAACCUUCAUCAGAUGCCUUAAAAAGGUUAACACACCAACCGCGAUUGCUGUGGGCACUGGCUAUUUUUCCAUUUAUCAACCUCACUGUUUUGUUUUUGCUAAGGGAAGAACGGAUAAAGCGGUAACCCGCCCGAGUUAUUCUUUCCUUAAUCCCCCGUAA
Messenger RNA from Opisthorchis viverrini, 1029 nucleotides. RefSeq lists its product as hypothetical. Bases 1 to 1029 code for a protein of 342 amino acids. Gene Ontology annotation, biological process: arachidonate secretion; phospholipid metabolic process. The record is from RefSeq and is a predicted model, not a curated record. NCBI's taxonomy places the organism in Eukaryota, Metazoa, Platyhelminthes, Trematoda, Opisthorchiida, Opisthorchiidae. The transcript has 6 exons.